Paramecium octaurelia is the source of this 3778-nucleotide messenger RNA. NCBI's taxonomy places the organism in Eukaryota, Ciliophora, Oligohymenophorea, Peniculida, Parameciidae. The record is from the annotation of a GenBank genome assembly.
AUGUCAGAAUCACUUGAAAGUACCACAUUAAAUCGAUAUUAGAGUAAUAAUUCCAAGGUCCUUAGUCUCUUUUAAUGUCAAAUUGUGUAGGCUUUCAGGAAGGUGAUUUUCUACAACCUCCAAGUUAAAAUUCGUACUCUGUUCCUGUCGAACAUUCUCCUAAUAAUCCAAUUAAAAAUUAAAUAAAAAAGACAUUGAUUACUGGAACUGGCAGAUAGAGCGUAUUUGAAGAAGAAUCUUCACAUCAUGGUAAACCUGAAUUUUUAAGAUUAAUUAUUGCAAAAAGCUUAUAAAAUAACUUUAUUAAUAAUCUAUGGAAUAAGUCAUACUUACGAAAAUUACAUUAAUUGACCGAGUAUCAAAUAAAAACAAUAGACGAUUUAAGGUUUAGCAGUUCGUCUGCUGAGACUGCUUAUGACAGCUUGGAUGUAUUUACACCUUAUAGCAAAUUCAUAUUCUUUUGGGAUAUUUCAUAGAUAGUGUUAUAUUUAUUCAUAUUUUUUUGGUUGCCUUUUAAAUUAUCAUUUGGAAUGAAUCAGAUUUGUGAGUUUUGGAAUGACAAAGACAAACACGAUUUGGAAAUCAUUAUCCUUAGCAUAUUAUCAUGCGAUGUUUUGGUUGGAAUGAAUAUGGCCUUUAUUCACAAAGGAUAAAUCAUCAAAAAUAGAAAGAGGAUUUUAUAAAAUUAUAUUAGAUAGUACGCAUUUGUCGAUUUAGUAUUAUUUUAUUUAUUAUCUUGGUCUCAUUAGCAGUAUUGACCUUCCAUUUCUUUCUUCAUGAUAGUUCAAACUAAGCAACCACCUUAUUAAUAAUAUUUGCAGUUGUAUUUUACAUCUUAAGACUCAACAAAAUAGAAAAGAUACUUGCCCUAAUCUAAGAGUAUGUUUGAUUAUCAAUUAUUAUUAGAUUCUUCAAUUUGAAUGGUCAACUUAAUGAUCUGCUUGCAUUAGUUUAGAUGAUUACAAUCAUUAUUUAUAUAAUCCACAUCUGCGCAUGUGUUUGGCAUGGCAUAGCUAAUAUUAACUAUCAUCCAAAUUGGAUAGAUUCCUAUGAAUUGAGAAACACUGAUAUUUAUGUUAGGUACAAUGUAGCUGUCUAUUGGGCAACCAUGACAAUGACUACAGUAGGAUAUGGUGAUGUUACUGCCAAAAACACCAUUGAAACUGCUGUUAAUAAUGUCACUAUGUUAAUUGGUAGUAUUGUUUUCGCAUAUUCAGUUAAUAGUAUAGGAAUAUUUGUAUCUAAUCUAUAUAAGAGUAGAUAAGAGUACAAUCACACUGUAAACUUAAUCAAUACAUUUAUGUCUAAAAACAAUAUCUAAUUUGAUCUUUAGACAAGAAUUCGAAGUUACCUACAAUAUAUAUGGCAAGAAGAGUAGUAGAUGAAUGAAGAAUAAGUGGGUUCCAUUGUGUCAAAGUUAAGUAGUCAUCUGCAAGAUGAGCUGAAUUUUUAGUUAAAGGGCAACAUAUUAAAUUAAUGCAAAAUAAUAACCAAGACUUUUUCACUUAAAUUCAAGCAACAUCUGCUAUUGGUGAUGGAAGAACAAAGCUUUUCUCCUGAAGAAAGAAUAAUAACGGUACAAUAACGAAUACUAUAAUUUUAGUUGAAUUAAUAGGAUGACAAUUCUUUAUAUAUAAUAACAAAAGGGGAAGUGGAGAUAAUAUUUGAAGGAACCAAUCAAAAUGGUGAUGUACAAUAAAGAAACAGUUUGUAAUGGUUGAAGGCAGGAGAUUACUUCGGUGAGAUAUCAUUCAUUACAGGCAAAUUGAGAAGUGCAUCUGCAAUUGCAAGAGGGUUUGUGAGAGUAUUUAAAAUCAAAAGAGAAUAGUUACUAAAGCUCUUAACCUUAUUUCCUAAUGAGUAUGAGAAGUUCUGCUGUUUGAAAGACUAAUUGAUGAUGAAAUAAGCAGUAGCAUCAGCUAUAUCAUGUUAUAGUUGCAAGAGUGAUUAGCAUCUAAUAAAUGAGUGUCACUUCCAUCAUUAUUGUGCAGACAAAGAAUCUUUGAUCAAGAAGGAGUAUUUCCCAGUCGAACAAAAGAGGAAAACUUAUGAUCGUAGAGGCUCAACAAGUAAAUUACAUCCUUGGUUAAACCAAUAUGUCCUUACAAAUAAAGCAAAACAAUAUGCUUUUACUAAUACGAUAACGGAUAACGAUUCCGAUGAAAAUGAUGACGAAGAAAAUGGCAUAUACCAAUCAAGUGAGGAUGAUGAAGAGUAAGUCUAAUUGAGAGAUAACUCGUAGUCGAUCAGUGCCACUCAACACUUAAAUGACACUGAGGAUGAAGAUAAUAAUAGGAUUCAGAAGUAUAAGAGAAACAUAGCAAUACCCCAUGAGACCAUUAAGACUGCUGGAUUUGGAUAACACAAAUAGGAUAGACAAUAAUAACACGAUUCGCCUUAGAUUGAAGGUGUGAUUGCAGAAUCAAAGAAAUUGAUCAACACCUAUUAAGUAAAGCCUCCUCAAGGGGAUAAUAGAACCAACCCUAAGACAUCCAAGAAGAGAAUUACAUUAAUUAAGGAGGCACAAGAGGAACGACAAGGGUCUGAGUAAUUUUAGAAGACAUGUAUUAUGUGUGAUAUUUUGUAUAGUUCGUUAAGCUACAAAGAAGAGAUCGAAAACUGCUAGAGGAGCCAAAGAUCAUAGUUAAUUUACAGAUGGCUAUUUGAACCAAGAAGGGUAGUUGGCAGCGUAUUUUGAUAAGAUGCAGAUAUUUAGUUACUAUUUCCCAAUCAAUAAUUACGAUGUUAUUUUGAAACGCUACGCCAGAAUAUAGAAAUAAUUUGGCAAGAAAAGAGUAUUCCCUGAUUCUUCGAUUUAUAGUUUUUUUAUUUUGACAAUAAAGAAAGGCUAUAAAUUGAGAAGACUUGGAGAGGAAUUAUAAAAUCGUGCUGGACCCUAGAAGUUACCAGUAACAUCAAGAAAGUAACAUAGAAAAUCGAAACCAACUUUAUUAUUUGGAAAAGACUUUAUAAUGAAUAAUAAUAUAAAUGUGUGAUUCUUCUGAUAGUUUAUUUAGGAAUUAUUUCUAAGAAGGAGAAUUCCAAGGACCAAAUCCUCAACUUCUAAGCAACAAAGUUGUUUUUUAAUAAGGAGAUAUUCAAGGAGAUAGCAGUAAAUCAAUUACUGCUCCUGAAUAAUUUGUGAAUUAGAAUUCACCAGCACGAACUCCGAAGAAUAUGGAAAGGACUAAAACUAUGGGAGGUCGUAGAUCGGAAUAUUAAUCUGGCUAUGAUCAGGAGGAUGGAGAAUCUAUAAAAGAUAGCAAACCGUAAUUUCUUAGGUUAAUAAUUGCUAAAAGUUUGUAAAACAAUUUCAUUAAUAAUUUGUGGAAUCGAUCUUAUUUGAGGAAAUUGCAUCAAUUGACGAAGUAUUAGAUAGAAUAAUUGGAUGAUUUAUAAUUGGAAUAGGAAUUAUUUUCUAGUGUGGGAAAUCAAAAUACUAAAUCUUUUUUUUAAUCGUUGGCCUUUUGGAAAUUCAUUGAUGUCUUCACUCCUUAUAGUAAAUUUAUCGUGAUUUGGGAUGUGUUCUAAAUUUUGACUUACAUAAUGAUAUUCUUUUGGCUACCUUAUAAAAUAUCAUUUUAACUAUAUUUCAUUAGCGAUUUAUUCGAAAUGGAGAACACCAAAAUUAUAGAGAUGCUUCUCCUAUCAAUUUUGGCUUUGGAUGUUGUAGUUGGCCUCAAUCUGGCAUUCAUUUACAAAGGCUAAAUUAUAAAAGACAGGAAGAAAGUUAUAAUAAAUUAUUUCAAUUAAUACGCAUUCGUUGAUUUGGUAUGAA